This is a messenger RNA of Gasterosteus aculeatus aculeatus (three-spined stickleback), 2739 nucleotides long. RefSeq names its product tetratricopeptide repeat protein 39B. NCBI's taxonomy places the organism in Eukaryota, Metazoa, Chordata, Actinopteri, Perciformes, Gasterosteidae. The record is from RefSeq and is a predicted model, not a curated record. Gene Ontology annotation, molecular function: protein binding.
UUCGUCUGCAAGUGAGGAGCCUUUCAUCGCUGAGGAAAAUAAAGACCUUGCCUCUUAUCUUACCUACUUUCCAGUGUUCAAAUGGAGAUGGAUGAAGACAAGUCACUUCAACAGGUGGACUUAAACAAAAUAAGUGAGGAUUCAAUGUCACCCGACAUGAAUUUAGAAGCCGCAUUGAAGGAAUGCUCCACUGCGCUCAACCUUUUUCUGAACAACCGCUUCUCUGAUGCUUUGGGUCUCUUAAAACCCUGGAAGAGUCUGAGUACGUACCACGCAAUGGGCUACAGCAGCAUCUUGGUGAUGCAGGCCGGCAUGACCUUUGAACCAAAGGACAUGGAUGCUGCCAUGGCAUCACUGGGCGAAUCCCUGCAGACCUGCCAAAGAUUUCGGAAGAAAACUGGGAUCCUGGAGACUUUAACCAACCUGUGGAGCAGGCAACCAGCUGACAACCUGACAGAAGAGGAGAUGCAUGCAGAGCUGUGCUAUGCUGAAAUCCUGCUGCAGAAAGCCUUUCUCACAUUCCUUGACGAGUCGAUAAUUGGUUUCAUCAAAGGAGGCAUGAGAAUCCGAAACAGUUAUCAGAUUUUCAAGGAUUGCCAGGCCCUGGCUAAUGUCACAAAAGACAUGGAGAAGCAGAAGAGCAUGUACAUACAUUUUAAGGGCGGUGUCAACAUGGGCAUUGGAUCAUUUAAUCUGAUGUUAUCGCUGCUCCCAUCCAAAGUCCUCAGGCUGAUGGAGUUUUUGGGCUUCUCAGGAGACCGGGAAACAGGUUUGUCGGAGCUAAGGGAGGGAGCAGCCGGCAACAGCCUGCGCUCUAUCCUCAGCACCCUGACGCUGCUGAUGUUUCAUCUCUACAUCACUGUGAUUCUGGGUACUGGUGAAGGAAACCUGACUGAGUGUGAAGCCCUGCUGGAGCCCUACGUGGAAAAGUUCCCCAAUGGAGCUCUUAUUCUUUUCUACACCGCGAGAAUUGCUUUGCUCAAAGGAAACUUCACUUUUGCACAGGAAAGGUUCCUGGCAUGCAUUGCAGCACAGGAAGAGUGGCGGCAGAUUCACCACCUGUGUUACUGGGAGCUGAUGUGGGCCUACUCAUUCGAACAGAACUGGAGGGAGGCGUAUCGGUACGCUGACCUGCUCUGCAAAGAGAGCAAGUGGUCCCAGGCCACCUAUACAUUUCAGAAAGCCGCCAUCCUCAGCAUGCUGCCAGAGGAAGAAGUGAUCGAACUUGGAGAAAAUGUGGGAGAGAUAUUCAGGCAGGUGGAGGGCCUCAGGCUGAGGAUUGCUGGGAAGUCGAUCCCGACAGAGAAGUUUGCAGCGAGCAAGGCCCAGCGAUACUCUUCUACUGCCCCAGUGAAACUAGUUGUGCCUGCUCUGGAAAUGAUGUACGUGUGGAACGGUUUCUCAGUGGUUGGCAAAAGACCAGAGUUGACUAAAAGCAUCUUGACCACUUUGGAGAAAGCAGAGGAGCAGCUCAAAGACGAUCAAAAUCCAUCGGUGUAUCACGUGGAUGACCAGUGUGUUGUUCAGCUGCUGAAGGGACUUUGUCUGAGACAGAUGGGGCAUCUGGAGCAGGCUGAGCUCUGCUUCAAUCACGUCAUUUCCAGUGAAAACGACAUCAAGCACGACAACUAUCUGGUGCCAUUUUCCAUGUAUGAGCUCGGCCUGUUGCACAAGCAGAAGGGUGACUUCAACACAGCCAUCACAACGAUGGAGAGUAUCAAGACGAACCACAAAGACUACAGCAUGGAGUCGAGGCUACACUUCCGCAUCCACGCGGCGCUCAACACCAUGGGCUCUUUUUCAGCCAAGUUUCCUCCUUCCCGCACGCCGGCUUAACAGACUUCACUGCAGGACGCUCAAGAGAACUAAGAUCAAGUCUCAACCCUGAUAGCUUGAAAUCUCGUUGAUGGCCAUCUCACUGUCAAUGGCUUGAUAUUUACAGAAAAUACAGUUACAAACCUGUGCAGGUUUUGUAUUUUUUAGUUAGUAUUUGAAUUGAAUCGAGCGCUUGAAGGGCAAUCAGUAAACAAAAAAAACUAUUGCCCUUCAAAGUCUCUAAUAAUGUAAUUUAUAAUUAGAGAAAAUGUCACUUGUCUUGUUUUAUUUAUGACAUUAAGCGUGUUUUAAGGAUUUUGAUGUUUUUGUAAACCUUACGCUCUGGUACAAUUCAGCCAUUUUCUACUGCUAACAAUCUCCUUGUAAAUAACAGUUGAAUCUUUUUUUCUGCGCAGUAUGAAUAUACCUGCUGUUAAAUUAUCUAAAUUAAGCUUAUGAAUUAAUGAAUGUACUAUAUUUAAUGUUGGCAAAAAAUGUAAGCAAAUGUUGUGUAUACCAAGUUUUGACAGAUUGGAUCAAUGAACUCUGAUCAAAUGAAUCACAAGAUACAAAAUAAAUAGUGUGUACUUCUUUGUCCAUAUAAGGAGAAUGAGUUGGUAACUAUGCUUUCUUGUUUUUAUGGAAACUCCAUGUUUCCAUUUCCAAUUCUGUCCUCCCCAGUUUCUCCCAAAGUUUCCUGCACAUUGUUCUUUUUGCAAUUUGACGAUGCACCAUAUAAAACCUUAAUAAUAAAAGCCAGGUGGAACAAUGGGCAUAGAGGAUUUCAGCCUGUCCCCAGUGUCAUAUACAAUGAAAUAUGAUCAUUUGAAUCCUUCAGAAAUGUUUGAUCACAAUUAUAGUUUUACUUUAUUUCCAAUGCUACUACAUUUCACCAGAAAUUAAAAUUGUUUGUAAAAUUCCCAA